Messenger RNA from Brassica rapa (field mustard), 704 nucleotides. Its product is annotated as glycerophosphodiester phosphodiesterase GDPDL3. The record is from RefSeq and is a predicted model, not a curated record. NCBI's taxonomy places the organism in Eukaryota, Viridiplantae, Streptophyta, Magnoliopsida, Brassicales, Brassicaceae. Gene Ontology annotation, biological process: lipid metabolic process. Gene Ontology annotation, molecular function: glycerophosphodiester phosphodiesterase activity.
AUUCAUUUGUUUUGGGUUUUCUACUUUCUUAUUCAUAUUAAAAAGAAAAAAAAAGAAAAUUUGUGUUUAUUAAAAUAUUGAAGGAGGAGACGACUUCCAGAGUCAACUAAAAAGCCAUUUUAUUAGAAAAAAAAACUCUUGAUGCUCUGUAUUUGGACCAAUGCUUAGGCAACAUUGUUCUAUCUGUGGCUUGUGAAAACAAAGAAGUUACCAGUGACUUCCCGGAUUGGUAAUCCAACAAUGCGAGCUUCAACAGUUCUACUCAAUAGUAUUGUUCUGAUUCAGUUGUUUGCGGCUCAAAUUGAUGCUAAAGGAUCAAAAAGUCCAUGGCAGACUUUCAGUGGUGAUGCUCCACUUGUGAUUGCUCGUGGUGGGUUUUCUGGAUUGUUUCCAGAUUCAAGUAUUGAUGCUUACAACUUCGCAAUGCAGACAAGUGUAGCCGGUGCUGUUCUAUGCUGUGAUGUUCAGCUAACCAAAGAUGGACAUGGGGUUUCCUUCCCUGAUUUAAAGUUGAACAAUGCUUCAAAUAUUGGAGAUAUUUACCCAAAUCGCCAAAAAUCUUACCCGGUUAAUGGAGUCACUACUCAGGGUUGGUUCACCAUUGAUUUCUCCUUGAGAGAUCUCAAUAAUGUUUCUUGUAAGUAUUUAUGACUCAACUACCUUUUCUGUAAGAACAUAAUUUGUACUUUUCUUGUUACUACUCA